AUGACAUGCUUCUCCAGUGGGCCAUUGGGUAAAUACGAGCUUUCAAGACUGCAAAAACGACGACGGAUCAUCGAUUUUGAACCAGAGGUGAGCGCAGAAGCAUUUUGGUCGAAGGAAUUUCAGACUCAAGCCAAUGCCAUCCGCAAUGAAGCUGUAUUUGACGCAUUUAUUACUCCAUUUAUCAGCGACGUACUACACAGCUGCGGUAUGGUAUUUGUUAACAGUGAGAGAUAUCAAUGGUUGUUUCAAUUUCCACUUGUGACUAAGAAGACAGACUUCAAACCGGGUGGAUUUGCGACCCACCGUGGAAUGCUUCGUGCCAAGCCAACACCGAGCGAUGGAGUGCAGCUGGUGCGAUAUCUGCGAUGCCCUGGCUUUGAGGCGGGAAGCGCUGUUCUGGCUGAUCGGAGCUCCUUUUGGUUGAUCACGAGCCGCCACCGUGAUCCUGCUGAGGUUAAGAAAGCAAAGUGGGUUGACAAGGGCUCAAAAGUAUUGUUUCAGAAUUUCAUUUCCGACAACAUGUCCCCAUGGGUGGCCCACUUAAAUAAAGCCUGCAUUUCAUUCGGCGUUGAUGAUGUGGUGGAGGGCGAUGCAUAUCUCGGCUGCGGCGCGUAUGGACGUGUAUUUAAGGUAACUAGGCAAGAUGGAGAAGUUUGUGCUUUAAAAAUUGUAGAGAGCAUUGAACGCCAUUUUAGGGAGGAAAUGACUUGGACAAAAGCGCAGCAUACAGGCUCAAUGAUUCGUUUAGUGAGAACGCAGCUCCACAAGAUUGGCCUGAUCCAUGGCGAUCCUCGCGUGCCAAAUGUGAUCAUCUUUGAGAAGAAGCGUCUUUGGAUUAAUCUUGUGGAAGUGAGGGAAAAAGCAACCCCCGUGUUGAAAGAAGUUAAUGCUGAAAUUUUCACACGGUCCAUUCUUCGUGUCCCUCGAUUCAAUUUGCUGGACCCGACGCUGGAGCAGCUGAUUGACAACUAUGGCAAUAACGCUACGCACGAAAACAUCAAUCAUUUGGCCAAACAAGUCUAUCAAAACUUAGCAGCUGACUUUUACAAGCCGUGA
Messenger RNA from Peronospora belbahrii, 1056 nucleotides. The record is from the annotation of a GenBank genome assembly. NCBI's taxonomy places the organism in Eukaryota, Oomycota, Peronosporomycetes, Peronosporales, Peronosporaceae.